AUGCAGACCAUCCAGCUCGGUGCGCUGUCCGAAUUGAAACAGUCUCGCUAUGUGAUUCAUCUCUCAGAUGGAAAACGCUUGGUGCUCUUCCGCCUACCGUCCAUCGAGCCAUCCACAUCCACUACUCGUUUGCGAAAUGAGACAGAGGAUGGCUGGUGCUACUACGCCAUGGAGGCAGAGUGUCCCCACGCCGGCGGCCCCAUGGAAGAAUCUCAUGUCGAUAUCGAAGACUCUGCAUAUGUCGCGUCCUGUCCCUGGCAUGCGUACGACUUCAACGUUGAGACUGGUGAAUCGAGUGUCGGCCUCAAAGCAUGCACCUUUCCAGUGGAGAUUAAAGAUGUUACUGCCGCUCUCAAGUAUCCUAGCGAGGCGUCCUUGGUGCGAUUGGAGCCUGUAAGUGAGAUAAUCAAGUUGAAAAAAGGCGCUGCCUCGAAGCAGGCUCCCGCGGAGCCAGCCUCACUGCCAACGCCUGCUAGGUUCUUGGACGAUGAUGCCACAUUGUGCGACUGGGCGGCCCAUAUUCUGAAUACGGCCAGUCCUGAGCAGAAGAUCGAACUCACCGCUCACUUGUACAACACAUUCACCGAGCGCGAGAAGACUUCAUCUCCCAUGCUUAUUGGUGGCGGAGCGGUGUCGCCUCCUGAUCAGCCACCGCGAGAAGGGUUGAAAAAUGUUGAAUCGCGAUUGAUGCCCCGGCCAGGAAGAGGCGGAACCCUGAAGAGCCGCAUUGCCAUGCUGCAUGCGCUGGCCAAUAUCGAGUUGUGGGCGAUCGAUCUGGCCAUUGACAUCUGUAUUCGGUUUGCGCAAUUUCAAACCCGGCCGCAACCUGGCGGAGCUCCCCGGGAAUUACCUCGAACCUAUUUUCAUGAUUGGCUCAAGGUUGCAAACGACGAAGCCAAACAUUUCUCUCUCCUACGCACGCGGAUUGAAGAGAUGGGUUCCUUCUUUGGUGCUCUUCCCGUCCACCAUGGUCUGUGGGACUCGGCCACAGCUACCGCCCACGAUUUGCGAGCACGCAUUUCUGUCAUUGCUCUGGUACACGAGGCUCGAGGUCUCGACGUAAACCCCAUGACGAUUGACAAGUUCCGUCGGGCAGGCGAUGGUGAGAGUGUCGGCGCGCUCGAGACCAUCCACAACGAUGAGAUCACCCAUGUGACCACCGGCCAUCGCUGGCUGACAUGGAUCUGUGAGCAGGAGGGGACGGAUCCCGUUCAAGUAUUUCGCACCAAUGCGCGCAACCAUUUCCGAGGUUCUCUCAAGGAACCGUUCAACUACGAGGCGAGGAUGCAGGCCGGGUUGGAUCGGCGGUACUACGAAAACCUGAUGGGACAUACUGAUGUGGUUGUCAGCUGA
Messenger RNA from Aspergillus clavatus NRRL 1, 1353 nucleotides. Its product is annotated as Rieske [2Fe-2S] domain protein. Gene Ontology annotation, molecular function: 2 iron, 2 sulfur cluster binding. NCBI's taxonomy places the organism in Eukaryota, Fungi, Ascomycota, Eurotiomycetes, Eurotiales, Aspergillaceae. The record is from RefSeq and is a predicted model, not a curated record. The coding region runs from base 1 to 1353 and encodes 450 amino acids. The transcript has a single exon.